Mycotypha africana is the source of this 1668-nucleotide messenger RNA. RefSeq names its product Na+ dependent nucleoside transporter C-terminus-domain-containing protein. Gene Ontology annotation, molecular function: nucleoside transmembrane transporter activity; symporter activity. The record is from RefSeq and is a predicted model, not a curated record. Gene Ontology annotation, biological process: nucleoside transmembrane transport. Bases 1 to 1668 code for a protein of 555 amino acids. Lineage: Eukaryota; Fungi; Mucoromycota; Mucoromycetes; Mucorales; Mycotyphaceae. Gene Ontology annotation, cellular component: membrane. The transcript is spliced from 3 exons.
AUGACGGAAAAGGGCGUGACAUCCGCUAUAAAUAUACCCGAAAUGAACGAUGAUAGUCGAAUGGAAGAAGUUUCGACCGAUGACGAUGAAGAAGCAGCGAAGAAGGAUACCAAGUUUUCAUUAUUCUACAAAAGACAUAGGCCUUGGUUUCAUAUUGCCUACUUUCUCAUCUUUACCGGCUUCUUAGCAGCUGCCUAUGCUCUGCAAGUCCCCAAAGGUUACAAUCAAGAGAACCUCAUUUUGGGUCUUAUUUACGCUUUCUUCUGUCUCAAACUAUUAUCGCAUUAUAUCCCUUCAUCUUAUUAUACAACGCCCUGGAAUUACUGUGUGGAAAUGGUGCGCAAGCCGUGGAUGCGUUUACCCAAGAAAUGGCGUACUCUUGCGUAUGCUAUUUUCGUCAUUGGUGUCAUUCUCAUCAUCGUCUUUUCUCUGGAAGAAAAGCCUGAAUCCAAACGUAUUCAGCGUCUGGUCGCUUUAUUUGGCAUGUGUGUGUUCUUCUUUUGUCUUUGGGCCACGUCGAAGAAUCGAAAGCUGGUGAACUGGGACACCAUUUUGAGCGCUGUCUUGUUCCAAUUCAUCUUGGCGCUGUUUGUCUUCCGAUGUAGCGUGGGUCACGAUAUCUUUUCUUGGGCAUCUACCUUUGCCCAAGGCUAUCUCGGCUAUGCUUACUAUGGUACGCAAUUCAUUUUUGGUAACGUUGUGGCUGAGUCUGGCAUUUUCGCUGUUUCGAUUUUCCCUACUCUCAUUUUCUUUGCCGGUACUGUCCAGAUCUUGUAUUACUAUGGCGCUUUACAGUUCAUUUUGAAAAAAUGCGCUGUCUUUUUCAUGGCUGUCUUGAAGGUAUCUGGUGCCGAAUCCGUUGUCGCGGUGGCCUCUCCUUUCUUGGGCCAAGGUGAAAAUGCUCUAUUGAUCCGUCCCUUUUUACCCUACUUGACCAAUUCGGAAAUGCAUCAAAUCAUGUGUUCUGGUUUCGCCACUAUUUCGGGCUCUGUCCUCUACGGUUAUAUUGCCAUGGGUGUGUCAGGUCAAGCUCUUUUGACAUCUUGCAUCAUGUCCAUCCCUUGUUCGUUGGCUGUUUCCAAACUUCGAGUGCCCGAAGACGACACACCUAUUACCGCAAAAGAAGUACGUAUCCCUCCUAGCGAUGAGAAGCCUGCGAAUGCUUUGCACGCUGCAAGUUUGGGUGCGGCUACUGGUAUGAAUAUUGCUCUUUUGAUGUGUGCUAAUUUGAUUUCUCUGUUGGCCUUGCUGUAUGCCGUCAAUGCUGGUUUGACGUGGAUCGGUAAAUUUAUCACCAUUCAUGAAUUGACACUUCAGUUGAUUACUGGUUAUAUAUUUGUACCUAUCGCUUGGCUUAUGGGUGUCGAAAACAAGGAUGUGGUGGAUGUGGGACGUAUCUUGGCCACCAAGAUUUGGGCAAAUGAAUUUGUUGCUUAUUCUGCUCUUUCUACUACGUACAAAUCUAUCCUUUCGGAACGUUCUUAUAUCAUCACCACCUAUGCUCUUUGCGGCUUUGCUAACUUGGGUAGUAUUGGUAUGCAAAUUGGUGUCUUGAGUACUUUGGCACCCAAGCGUAACGGUGAUAUUGCUAGUUUGGCUGUCUCUGCGUGUAUCUGUGGUGCUUUCAGUACCUGGAUUUCAGCCGCUAUUGCUGGUAUGCUUUUAUAA